GGAGUCUUGCUCCGUCACCCAGGCUGGAGUGCAGCGGCACAAUCUCUGCUCACUGCAACCUCUGCCUCCUGGGUUCAAGUGAUUCUCCUGCCUCAGCCUCCCGAGUAGUUGGGACUACAGGCGCCCGCCACAACGCCCAGCUAAUUUUAUAUUUUUGAUGGAGACGGGGUUUCACUGUGUUAGCCAGGAUGGUCUCGAUUUCCUGACCUCGUGAUCCACCUACCUCAGCCUCCCAAAGUGCUGCUAGGAUUACAGAUGUGAGCCAAUAAGUCCGGCAUCUUUUUUUUUUUUUUUUUGUGGAAACAGGGUCUCACUGUGUCUCCCAGGCUGGAGUGCAGGGGCACAAUCUCGACUCACUUCAGCUUUGACCUCCCAGGCUCAAGCGAUCCUCUCACCUCAGCCUUCCAAGGAGCUGGGAUUACAGGCACCAGGUCCAUACUACUGGGCCCUGCUAUUUACAAAUACACUAGACGGGUUUUAGCUGCUCUCUGAACACCAGGUGGGAAAUGGAUUGUUCGGAAGGCAGACGAAUAGAGGAGGGACCUGAUUAGGAAGGCGGGGGUGCUCCAGAUGAGAGAGGAGGUGGGGUGACCUCAAGGUCUGGGGAAAGUGGGUGAAUGCAGGGCUCCAUCAAGGCUCUCAACAAGGUCUCUCACCGGAGCUCAGAUGUGAAGCCCAGAAGGCAGAUCAGAGGCCUGAGGUCAGAGGCAGGUCAAAGGUGGGGGUCCCACCUGGUCCCCUUGGUGCCUUCCCUUAGAAUGAAGUGACCAGCUGCCUGGAAGGGUGGGCAAGGGGGCAACAGGAUGGGGUAAAGGCCAGUUACAAGUAGAAUCCUGGAAGGCCAGGCGCAGUGGCUCACGCCUGUAAUCCCAACACUUUGGGAGGCCAAGGCGGGCGGCUCACUUGAAGUCAGAAGUUUGAGACCAGCUUGGCCAACAUGGUGAAACCCCAUCUCUACCAAAAAGUACAAAAAUUAGCCGGGCGUGGUGGCACACACCUGUAAUCCCAGCUACUCGGGAGGCUGAGGCAGGAAAAUCAUUUGAACCCCCGGGAUGCAGAGGCUGUAGUAAGCCGAGAUCCCGCCACUGUACUCCAGCCUGGGUGACAGAGUGAGACCCUGUCUCAAAACAAACAAAAACCAAGUAGAAUCCUGGAUAGACAGUGGCUCAGGGACUCAGCUGUCCCCAAAUCACCUACCUUAGCUCUUCGUGCAGGGGAUGGGGGAUCUCCAAGAUCUUCAAAGAUAGGGAGGUGUCCUCAAGAUCUUCAAAGGUGGCCAGGCGUGGUGGCUCACGCCUGUAAUCGCAACACUUUGGGAGGUCAAGAUGAGAGGAGGCCAUCUUAAGGCCAGGAGUUCAAGACCAGUCGGGGCAACAUAGCAAGAUUCUGCUUCUGUUUCUGUUUUUUGGUUUUUUUUAAUGUUUCCUCGAAAUCCCACCUUAACAUCUACACAAUGGUGCCUACAGUUUUCCCCAUUAACCUCCUCUCUGUGGACAGAAUAUUCCCCUCCCCACCUAAGUUCAACCGGAAGGAGAUGCCUCAACGCCCCCACCCAGGCUUCCCAGAGCUGAGAACAAAGGAAACCAGUUUAGUUCGAAUUUCCUGUGAAUUCAACUGGGGGCCAGCAGUGCAACUGAGACCAGCCCCUUCCCUGGGGCAUACUCAGCAGUGCUGGCCACUUUGCAGAGCCCCGUCUGGGUCCCCCACCCUGGCCUCCAAGGGCCACAGCAUCCCCUUCCACCCACAGGCCUGGGCAAGGUACAGUCCCCAGACUUCUGCAAUCUUAACCGCUGUGCUUCCGUCGCAGUGGGAGGCCCCGCCUUUCCCCCUGCCUGCCCUUCGGGCACCUCAGGAAGGCACCUUCCUCUGUCAGAAUGGCCACCAUGGUACCAUCCGUGUCGUGGCCCAGGGCCUGCUGGACUCUGCUGGUCUGCUAUCUGCUGACCCCAGGUGCCCAGGGGCAGGAGUUCCUGCUGCGGGUGGAGCCCCAGAACCCUGUGCUUCCUGCUGGAGGGUCCCUGUUGGUGAACUGCAGUACUGAUUGUCCCAGCUCUAAGAAUAUCGUCUUGGAGACGUCCCUAUCAAAGGAGCUGGUGGACAAUGGCAUGGGCUGGGCAGCCUUCCACCUCAGCAACGUGACUGGCAACAGUCGGAUCCUCUGCUCAGCGUACUGCAGUGGCUCUCAGAUAACAGGCUCCUCAAACAUCACCGUGUACAGGCUCCCGGAGCGUGUGGAGCUGGCACCCCUGCCUCCUUGGCAGCCGGUGGGCCAGAACUUCACCCUGCGCUGCCAAGUGGAGGGUGGGUCGCCCCGGACCAGCCUCACGGUGGUGCUGCUUCGCCAGGAGGAGGAGCUGAGCCGGCAGCCCGCAGUGGAGGAGCCAGCGGAGGUCACUGCCACUGUGCUGGCCAGCAGAGGCCACCACGGAGCCCAUUUCUCAUGCCGCACAGAACUGGACAUGCAGCCCCAGGGGCUGGGACUGUUCGUGAACACCUCAGCCCCCCGCCAGCUCCGAACCUUUGUCCUGCCCGUGACCCCCCCGCGCCUCGUGGCCCCCCGGUUCUUGGAGGUGGAAACGUCGUGUCCCGUGGACUGCACCCUAGACGGGCUUUUUCCGGCCUCAGAGGCCCAGGUCUACCUGGCGCUGGGGGACCAGAUGCUUAAUGCGACAGUCAUGAACCACGGGGACACGCUAACGGCCACAGCCACAGCCACGGCACGUGCAGAUCAGGAGGGUGCCCAGGAGAUCGUCUGCAACGUGACCCUAGGGGGCGAGAGACGGGAGGCCUGGGAGAACUUGACGGUCUUUAGCUUCCUAGGACCCAUUCUGGACCUCAGCGAGCCCAGCGUCCCUGAGGGGGCCACAGUGACCGUGAGUUGCAUGGCUGGGGCUCGAGUCCAGGUCACGCUGGACGGAGUUCCGGCCGCGGCCCCGGGGCAGCCAGCUCAACUUCAGCUAAAUGCUACCGAGAGUGACGACGGACGCAGCUUCCUCUGCAGUGCUACUCUCGAGGUGGACGGCGAGUUCUUGCACAGGAACAGUAGCGUCCAGCUGCGUGUCCUGUAUGGUCCCAAAAUUGACCGAGCCACAUGCCCCCAGUACUUGAAGUGGAAAGAUAAAACGAGACACGUCCUGCAGUGCCAAGCCAGGGGCAACCCGUACCCCGAGCUGCGGUGUUUGAAGGAAGGCUCCAGCAGGGAGGUGCCGGUGGGGAUCCCGUUCUUCGUCAAUGUAACACAUAAUGGUACUUAUCAGUGCCAAGCGUCCAGCUCACGAGGCAAAUACACCCUGGUCGUGGUGAUGGACAUUGAGGCUGGGAACUCCCACUUUGUCCCCGUCUUCUUGGCGGUGUUAACGACCCUGGGCGUGGUGACUGUCGUAGUGGCCUUAAUGUACGUCUUCAGAGCGCAGAAACGGAGCGGCAGGUACCAUGUUAGGCAGGAGAGCACCUCUCUGCCCCUCACGUCUAUGCAGCCGACAGAGGCAAUGGGGGAAGAACCGUCCAGAGCUGAGUGACGCUGGGAUCCGGGGUCAAAGUUGGUGGGGGCUAGGCUGUGCCCUCAGAUUCCGCACCAAUAAAGCCUUCAAACUCCCUAA
Messenger RNA from Symphalangus syndactylus (siamang), 3599 nucleotides. RefSeq names its product intercellular adhesion molecule 3 (gene ICAM3). Gene Ontology annotation, molecular function: integrin binding. The record is from RefSeq and is a predicted model, not a curated record. Gene Ontology annotation, biological process: cell-cell adhesion. Lineage: Eukaryota; Metazoa; Chordata; Mammalia; Primates; Hylobatidae. Gene Ontology annotation, cellular component: plasma membrane.